AUUGGUAUAGAAUACUCUACUCCACGAGUAACAAGUCUUUAUUAGAUGUGAUUUAUAAUUUAUUUAUUAGACACUUAAGAUUGAGUAAAAAGCAACGUACAAUUGCUCCCGCAAGUAUCAAGCUAUAUAUAUGUAUAUAUCAUAGUGCCAACCAGGGCGCGUUAAAGAUAAUACGGAAAGGCCUUAGAUGUUCUUUAGCAUCAAUAAAACAGCCGGCAAUUCAAAUCAGUCCACGUUUUCGAUAUGAUCUGAUUUCACAUGAAUAACAAUCAAUAAUAGCUAUUAGAGUAUUUUUGAAAGCUUUCCACAUUGACAAAAAACUAUGAUAAGACGCGGAAUAAGAUGAUAAGAGUCUCGUGUUCGUUCUGUUGAUUAAGAGUGAUGACGCUUAUGCCAGAUCCUACACCUGUUUUUUUGUAACACACAUUCAUCGAACACUUUAUUUAGUGGUUGAAACUUGCUACGGAAACAACCAAAAUUGAUAGAAAAUGGACGAUUUCUUUAAAACCAACUACGAUCCCAUUCAACGCAUCUGGAGUGGAGGGAAACCCGCGCCCAUGUACGACUUUGAUUGUUCAGUUGGUCGAAUAAUUCACAAUAAUCUCAGAAACAAUCCCAAAAACGUUUGCCAGAUAUGCCUUGCGGAUGGAAAAACUGCAACAAACCAGGAUAUAUUUAGUUGGUCCGUGCGACUUGCACAGAAUUUCAAGCAGCGUGGACUACGCCACGACGACGUCAUCUGCAUUUCGGCCAAGAAUAGCACCUAUGUCACACCUGCCGCUGUGGCUUGCCUCUUCAAUGCCACGCCCUUUCACGCAGUCAAUCCCACUUUAGAUAUCAAUACGCUUAAGCACGUUCUGACAAUAACCCAGCCCAAGUUAAUCUUCUGCGAUGCCGUCGACUUUGAGAAGCUAAAAACCGCGAGUGCAGCCUGGACACCUGAACUGAUAACAGUCACAGGUAAAGUGGAGGGCGUGACGUAUAUAGAGGAACUGCUCACGCCGACGAAUACUGAAAUGUUCUAUCAACCACAAUUGCUGCAUUUGGGCGGUGACCAGACUAUGGCCAUAUUGUGUUCGUCUGGAACUACAGCACAGCCCAAAGCUGUUUGCAUAGCAAACUCCAUGUUGACGGUUGGCAAUCCCUUCGUUAACAGCGAAUUGGUGAUCUACUGCGGCUCCAGCUUAGACUGGUACACGGGUGUUUUAAACUUUUUGUACAGCGUAGCGGAGGGCUGUACACGCGUCAUAGCCGAUAAGCCCUACAGUGCUGAGUAUUUGUUAGAGCUAAUUGAUAAGUACAAGAUCAAUAUCAUAAGUUGUGCGCCUCGUCACGCAAGCGAAUUGCUCGCGUGUCCUCAGGCCACAGCCGCACGAUUGGCAACGGUGUUUGUAUUGGCAGUCGGGGGUGGUUGGAUACCCCCCGUGACACUACAGAAGCUGAAAAAUAUACUUAAAAACGGAAAUAUCUAUUUUGGAUAUGGUGCCACGGAAUUUGGAGCAGUUUCUGCCGGUCCUUAUAUUGAGAAGUUUGGUAACACAGUGGGAAGGCUUGUGUCCGGAGUUAAGGCUCGCAUUGUCGAUGAAAACGGAAAGAAUCUUUGCCACGGAGAAGUUGGAGAAGUUUAUGUGCACAGUGGCCGCAAGUGGAGCGGCUACUACGGUAACCCACUGGAAACCCAGCGCAUGCAGGACUCUCUGGGCUGGUUCCAUUCGGGGGAUUUGGGCUACUUUGAUGAACACAAUAACCUGUAUAUCGUGGACCGCAAAAAGGAAAUAUUCAAAUGCCUGGGAAUGCAGUACGGGCCUAGUGAGAUCGAGGCCGUCAUUGCUGAGCUACCCGAUGUACAUGCAGUGUGUGUGGUGGGCCUUUAUGAUGAGAAAUACGGUGACGCACCUGCUGCCAUGGUCGUAAAACGACCUGGCAGCACCUUGAGCGCAGCCCAGAUCAAAGAGCAUGUGGCCAAGCGGUUGGUGGUCGAGUUUAAGCAAUUGCAUAGAGGCGUUUACUUCGUGGAUGAGUUGCCCCAUAAUGCCAAUGGCAAGGUGCUGCGUCGAACAGUCAAAGAGAAGCUUACACAAUCUAAUUUUAAUCAUUUGUAAAGCUGUUAUUUGUUUAGAUAUUAAUGUAUAUUAGGAUUUACUACACACGAGUGGGAAAAGAAAAAGUAACUUUUGUUUGCCAGCUAAAACAUGAAA
Messenger RNA from Drosophila virilis, 2198 nucleotides. RefSeq lists its product as uncharacterized. NCBI's taxonomy places the organism in Eukaryota, Metazoa, Arthropoda, Insecta, Diptera, Drosophilidae. Gene Ontology annotation, molecular function: long-chain fatty acid-CoA ligase activity. The record is from RefSeq and is a predicted model, not a curated record. Gene Ontology annotation, biological process: fatty-acyl-CoA biosynthetic process; long-chain fatty acid metabolic process.